Messenger RNA from Closterium sp. Naga37s-1, 1110 nucleotides. Lineage: Eukaryota; Viridiplantae; Streptophyta; Zygnematophyceae; Desmidiales; Closteriaceae. The record is from the annotation of a GenBank genome assembly.
AUGCUUCUGCUGGCAGCACAGCUGCUGGCAGCACAGCUGCUGGCAGCACGGCUGCUGGCAGCACAGCUGCUGGCAGCACGGCUGCUGGCAGCACAGCUGCUGGCAGCACGGCUGCUGGCGGGGCUGUCGGUCGCAGCGUGGCUCUCCCAACUUCGCGGUUUUGCUGGCGGCAUGGCUGCUGGCGGGGCUGUCGGCUGCCCCAUCUUCGCGGUUCUGCUGGCGGCAUGGCUGCUGGCGGGGGUGUCGAUGGCGGCGUGGCUGUGCCACUCGCGGCACGCGUCGUACGAGAGCGAGCGCUGGCAGCACCUCCACACGUGGUGCUACGAGCGCGCCAAGCUCUUCGAGCAGCACACGCUCACCACCACCUUUGCAGGGCUGGCGUCAGUGAUGGGCAGGCCCAGGGAGCACGGGCAGUGGGCGUGGGAUAAGUGCUUCACGCAGCAGCGGUGGGACGAGUAUAUCAACAAGACGGGGUAUUCACGGCCGGGGAACACCGGAGGAGCGUUGUGCCUGUUUGUCACCGACAAGGAGAGGCCGGCGUUUGAGCGGCAGUACGGCGGCCCGAUAGUGGACAUGGCAGGGCAGCCGCAGCAGCGCCAGCCGCUCUACUGCCCGAAGUUGCUCGACAUCAACUAUUACCGUGGCUCCAUCCCCCUCAUGGACAUCGUGCAACGCCUUCCCGAGGAGUUGCCGCUGGUGAAGCGCACAGGGGACGUGGUGUUUGGAGCCGUUGUGCCGAUUGGGAAUCUCUCCUUCAACCUCACUGGCGUUCCCGUUGUGUUCCCCAUCUUCCAGCAUCCACUCUUGCGGACCACAAUCGGGCAUGAGGCGGGGGAGGCAGUGAUGGGGGCGGCAGGCUCAGUGGUUGACCUGGUGUCCAUCAUUCGGAACGUGCUUGAGAAUGUGUUUAGCCCAGACCCCUCGAUCACGUUUGAAGCAUACGACACCACGGACCCCAGUGCACCCACCAUGAUCUACGGGCCGGGCCCAAGGCUGCUAUUCUACAAGGAGAGGGACAUCGCACCCUUCACUGCCGCCUCGCCCGCUAACGUCACACGCCCCUGGGAGCAACGUGCCGUCGUGCCUCUUGACCUGUUGGGCAGCCGCUAG